AUGUCAUCCCAAGAAAUGAAAGGAAAACCAUUGGAACAUACCACUCCACUCUUUUUAAAAGAAUGUCAGAUGACGAGUGACCAAGUGAAAAGGGUGGAAACUGAAACUCGUGGCCAGAGUAACAAUGACUCUUGGCAUCAACAAAGAGUUGGGAGAGUGACUGCAUCAAAUUUUCACAAAUUUCACACCAAGGCUCAAACAAUCAUCAACAGAAAAAGUGACAAUGACAAAAAACCCAUUUACAGUUCAAUGGUGUCAAGCCUGUUGAAUAAAAGUGAUGAUGUCUCACAUAUGCCACAGAUAAAGUGGGGGAAUGCCCAUGAAAAGGAUGCCAUAAAAUCAUUCAUGUCAGAUGUGGCCUCUCAACAUGAUGGUGGCCUACAGGGCUUUAGACAGUGUGGAUUGUUCAUCAAACCUGAUUACCCCUUCCUUGCGGGUUCCCCGGACGGCCUGUUUUUUUGCCAUUGUUGUGGUCUGGCAACACUGGAAGCAAAAUGUCCCUACAGUGUGAGAAAUGAAAAUAUUCAUGAAAAAAAGACAUUUGACCGUGUGGAAUUUCUUGAAGAUUUUAAUGGAAAGCCCCGCUUAAAACGCUCGCACAAAUAUUACACCCAAAUGCAAGCUCAGAUGUGGGUUUGUGGUGCCAAUCAUGGCUUCUUUAUUGUUUGGACUCUGGGCGGCCAACCAUUGUAUGAACGAGUAGAACUUGACUUGGAAUUUUGUCUGAAAGUUGUGAACAAUAUCACUCUCUUUUACAAAUCUUUUGUGUUACCUUGCCUGUUAGGAUACAGGGACAUUUUUGAGUGCCCCAAGUGUGACAAGGUUAUUUUGGAGAGUGAUGAAAUAAGUGAUUCUGCAAACGAAAACAGUGUAUGCUGUGACCGCUGCAGCACUUGGUGGCAUUUGCCAUGUGCUGAACUCAGUGUGAAUUCUGCAGAUGCACUCGACUCUUGGAUUUGCCAGAGCUGCCUGGCUGAUGCAGCAAACAUACAUGAUGCUGGGGAUGAUGAACUUGACUUGAACUUACCUGAGGAAGAAGAACAAACUGAUAACUCAAACACUGUAAAUCAUGUCUGCCCAGUUUGUUGUCUUAAGAGUAUCCCUGUGAAUGGAGAACAUGUUUGCACAGUCUGUAAAAAGCUGUCCAUGCUUGGUGCAGUAACCAUGAGGACAUAA
Messenger RNA from Porites lobata, 1176 nucleotides. The record is from the annotation of a GenBank genome assembly. NCBI's taxonomy places the organism in Eukaryota, Metazoa, Cnidaria, Anthozoa, Scleractinia, Poritidae.